Bombus pyrosoma is the source of this 2664-nucleotide messenger RNA. Its product is annotated as zinc finger protein 37-like. Gene Ontology annotation, cellular component: nucleus. Gene Ontology annotation, molecular function: RNA polymerase II transcription regulatory region sequence-specific DNA binding; DNA-binding transcription factor activity, RNA polymerase II-specific. The transcript has 3 exons. Lineage: Eukaryota; Metazoa; Arthropoda; Insecta; Hymenoptera; Apidae. Bases 1 to 2664 code for a protein of 887 amino acids. The record is from RefSeq and is a predicted model, not a curated record. Gene Ontology annotation, biological process: regulation of transcription by RNA polymerase II.
AUGAUAUUUAUGCCUUUUGAAUAUGAAAUAAAUAUAAAGGAUGAGCCAAUCGAUCCAGAGAUCUGCAAUGAUUUGUCGCCAGUUGAUACGAAUACAGGGAAUGAAAAUGGAACAGCAACGUUUAAAAGUGAAUAUUUGGAUGACGUUUAUUGUAAGAAUGAAGAAUCCGCGUUUCCUCAAGAAAGUACGCAUUUAGAAAAUAACAAAUUGGAAAAUACUGAUAAACGAAAAAGUAAACAUAAUAUACCUCCAAACAACAGAAUAAGCUGCAAUGUUUGUUUCUUAACUUUUCAAACUAAACAUUUAUUGGGACUGCAUAAUAAAUUAUAUAGCUGUAAUGCAUUUAAGUGUAAUAAUUGCUCUGCGAUCUUCACUAUGCAUAUUUCGUUGAUCCGUCAUUUAAAGAAGCAAUGUUAUACGAGAAAAUUGUCUGGAUAUAGAUGUAAUUUUUGUAACCGGAUGUUUUCCUAUAAAAGACACAUCCAAUCUCAUUUAUUCCAUGCGCAUGGGAACGAAAUAUUUUCUAGUGAAAGCAAAAUUACGAAAACAUCUCCUGAAUCGUUAGGAAAGUCGAAUCAUUCGAAUGAUAUAGUCAUGGCAGAAUCAAAUACUUCACACAGUCCCUCCCCAAAAAACGUAAAUAGCUCAAUAAAUAUAUCUUUGGAACUAUCUAAUAGUUCAAACAAUACACUCACCGAGGGUUCGAGCAGCAAGAUCAAGUCUACGCAUCCGAAAUUGUUAAACGAUUCGCAUGGUACAUCUUCGAAAAGGACGAAGCUGACUUCAACGCUCGAGACAUUUGGUAACAAGACAUCAACGGCUGCAGAAGUUAUUCAGAUGUCUACUUCUGUUAAGCGAAUCGAAUCUCCUGUUAGGAAAAUCCCAUUUGUUCAAAUUUAUGUGAAUUUAAAAACAAUGACAUCUUCAUUAAGGAACGAAAUAAAAGCUGAAUCUGAAAGCUCUAAUACCUCGCACAAUAUGUCUUACAACCUUAGAAAAUCUGUACCUGAAACUAAGCGUAAAGAAUGUGUGGUCUGUUUGGAGAAAUACGACAAAUUCUCCGAGCCUACUAGUUUUGUGUCAAACGAAGACGAAGAUGAAAACGAAAAGGAAAACGAAAACGAAGACGCUUUCAAACAAGCAGUAUCGAACAAUGUGAAAGAGAAAUUUGAAGGUUUUCGUGAAACAAGCUCGGCAUGUAACUUGCCUUCGAAAGCUGAUACGAUUGCGUCAAAGCGAUUCAAUGAAUUUGUAAAAUCUUCCACUGAUAGAUUAAUCGUACCUCAACAAGAAUCGGUCGAAUUUCAGAAGAACUUUAAGGUUAAUCAGAAGAAAAUAUUUCAAUGUUGUAUUUGUAAAAAAUCGUUUUCUUUGAAGGAGAACCUGCGCGAGCACAUGAAAUUGUUCCAUACGAUUUACAUAUCGAGCAUAUGCAACGCGCGUUACACGUCCAUGAAUAAGUUACUAACUCACUAUCUACGUCAGCAUAUUGUGUUUAAACGAAGGGAAUGUUGCGUGUGUAAUGAGAAGUUUGACACGUCGGCAUUGUUGAAACGGCACAUGAUUUUGCAUUGUUUAAAGACCAUAGGAUCAGAAAAGAAAGCUCCGGUUGACGUUGAAAUAAAUUGCAAUGCAUUCAAGAAACAACACAAAUGCAAAGGUUGUCGCAAACGAUUUUGGCUAUACUCAUGUUUGAAACAACAUGAGAACGUAUGUCGUCGAAUGAAAGUCUUAAUAAAUAAACAACGUGUACCUUGUGUAAACCAUUUGUCUCGGUCCUUGGAAGAAUCAAGUGACAUGGAACUCGGCAUAAUACAAUCACCUGAUUUGGAACAAACGUUGGAUGUUUCGGAUGAGACGACAAGAUCUGUGGAAAAUUAUUUGGCUCCGAGUACGUCUAUUACGGAUAAUACUUCCUCUUCGUCAUUCGAUACAGCUGCAGAGAACAAAAGGUUACUUAAUGAGAUUGCAUGUGUAAAGGGUUACCAAGCGGACAAGAUGAACAGAACAAAGUUUCCUUGCACUACUUGUGGAACACAAUUCCAAACAUUUAAAAAUUUCUGCAUACACGAGCGCACCUAUUGCCAAACAGCCACAGAAAAGUGUAACGUUUGUAACACGAUGUUUUCCACUAAAAGAUUAUUACAGUAUCACAUGCUUGCUACUCAUAUGCCUUCGUGCUCGGUGAACUACAAAUUCUUUUGUAAGUUCUGUAAUCAAGGAUUUCUUAAGAAAUCGAAUCUUCAAAUUCACGAACGACACUUUCAUAUCAGGCAGGAUUCUAGACUGGUGCUAAAUUCCGAUUGCGUUUUGAAAGAUAAACCAAUCUGUAAUAUAUGCCAUUUGUUAUUCGAAUCCUACGAACAUUUAUUUGAGCAUAACAUGUAUUAUUACAAGGGCAAUGUUUUUUUAUGUACAAUGUGUGGUAAGUCGUUUCAAGGAAUGUACAAGUUUGAUUAUCACAACAAGUUGAAGCAUUAUGUGGACGAACCAUCGAAAUUAUACCCUUACAAAUGCGAUACUUGUAACGAAGGCUUCAGCUACGAAUCACAUUUCCACGCACAUAAGCUGCACGUUCAUUUGCACGAUUCGCCCGCUAACGAGACGCGCGAUCGCGAUACAUCGAAUCAGACUUUUCGCAUGUAUUCACGAUUCUUUGAAUAA